AUGAGAGCGGUUUGCCCCACCCAUCAGCCGCGCGCCGCUCCGCUCAGCUACGAUUCAGCGAGAAAACGAGCGAAAAUCGGCCGAAACGCGCACGUUCACCGGACUGAGCUGCGUCCGUCCGAGCGCGGGGUCGCCGAGCGCGCAGAGCAGCUGUUGUCAUCGCCGUGGCGGUGAUUUCGGGGCGGAUUAUCGGCGCACAUGCACAGCCCACCCGCGCGCGCUCUGAGCGGAGAGACACAGAAAGCGCAGCGCCGACACCGAGCUCGAGCUCUCUCUCUCUCCCUCUCUCCCUCUCUCUCCCUCUCUCUCUCACUCACACACACACAUACACACACACACACUCCCGGUUCGGCGGAGAGGAGCAGCAGGAGCGGCUAACGGAGAGAGAGGGAGAGAUGGAGCUCGGUGUGGCAGCCACAGCGCGAGGCGGAAUGCCGUCAUUUCGGUGGAAAUAUUUAUUUUUUUAAUUUGUUAUCCGCCGUUUCUCCCGUUUUCUCCCGUUUUCUCUGUUUGAGCUGUGAGCGAAGAUAAAGCGCUCCAUGGUUCUGGGAGCAGCGCAGGAUUCUGUCGUUAUUUUGGAGAAACUCGACGGGAAAUGUUCUAGAUCGUGUUUGGAUUAGGGGCCUUCUGGUGGGAACGGAGAACCAAACGCGUUCCUUUGAGCUGUGAAGAGGAGGAGGAUGCUGUGGAUGAAGAGCAGUAGGACCAGAGGAGAGAUCUUGUUGUUGCACUAAGAGGACUGGGCCGAGCGUGUGUGUGUGUGUGAGAGAGAGAGAGAGAGUGUGUGUGUGUGUGUGUGUGUGUGUGUGUAUGUAUGUGAGAGUGUGUGUGUGUGUGUAGACCGGCCUCUGUGUGCUUCUCCAGACCUCCUCUUCUCCUCCUUUCCUGGAGCUCCUCCUGAUCUCCAGCUCUGAUCUGCCUCCAGGAUCUGCUCUCGUGUUGGGGUGGGGGGGUGGGGGGUAUACCUGCACAUGUAAAUGUCACCGUUCUCAGUCCAGGUGUUUGGAUCUCCAGCUGACUGAGGAUCCUCUCUCUAAUUGGAUACUACAUUGACCCCCCCCUCGCCCCCUGCCGCCCCAGCCUCCCAAAGCAGAGCUCCCGCUGGGCGUUUGUGGGACGAUGGGUUGUUUGGGUAACAGUAAGACUGAAGACCAGCGGAACGAGGAAAAGGCGCAGAGAGAGGCCAACAAAAAGAUCGAGAAGCAGCUCCAGAAAGACAAACAGAUUUACAGAGCCACCCACCGGCUGCUGCUCUUAGGAGCUGGAGAAUCAGGGAAAAGUACAAUAGUCAAACAGAUGCGUAUUUUGCAUGUGAACGGCUUCAACGCAGAAGAGAAAAAGCAGAAAAUUCAUGACAUUAAGAAUAAUAUUAAAGAAGCUAUAGAGACUAUAGUGUCGGCGAUGAGCACUUUGACUCCUCCAGUCCAGUUAGCCUGUCCAGAAAACCAGUUCAGGAUCCAGUACAUCCUCAAUUUAGCCAAUCAGAAGGACUUCGAGUUCACUACGGAGUUUUAUGAAAAUACGAAGACUCUGUGGCAGGACGAGGGAGUGAGAGCGUGCUUCGAGAGAUCCAACGAGUAUCAGCUGAUUGACUGCGCACAGUAUUUCCUGGAUAAGAUUGACACCAUAAAGCAGAGUGACUAUACGCCUACUGAUCAGGACUUGUUGAGGUGCAGAGUUCUGACUUCGGGGAUCUUUGAGACGAGGUUUCAGGUGGACAAAGUGAAUUUUCACAUGUUCGACGUUGGCGGUCAGAGAGACGAGCGGCGGAAAUGGAUCCAGUGCUUUAAUGAUGUGACUGCGAUCAUAUUCGUGGUGGCGAGCAGCAGUUAUAAUAUGGUGAUCAGAGAAGACAAUCAGACCAACCGCCUCCAGGAGGCUCUGAACCUGUUCAAGAACAUCUGGAACAACAGGUGGCUUCGAACGAUUUCUGUGAUUCUCUUCCUGAAUAAACAGGACUUGUUGGCUGAGAAAGUUCUGGCGGGAAAAUCAAAAAUAGAGGAAUAUUUCCCAGAGUUUGCGCGCUACACCACACCGGACGAUGCGACCCCCGAGCUCGGAGAGGAUCCGCGAGUCACACGAGCAAAAUAUUUCAUCCGAGACGAGUUUCUGCGGAUCAGCACAGCGAGCGGAGACGGGCGGCACUACUGCUACCCUCACUUCACCUGCGCCGUCGACACUGAGAACAUCCGCCGAGUGUUCAACGACUGUCGGGACAUCAUCCAGCGCAUGCACCUCCGGCAGUACGAGCUGUUGUGAUCUCCGUGGCAACAAUGGGACACAGUCCGGAACUUUCUACAGUGCCCCACUCCAUCCUGCCCGCCCCCCCCCCCACCUCCCCCGGCUCUGUCCACCAUUUCCCCUGGGCUCCACCCACCGGCCUGCUCCGCCCUAAAAAUCAAACACACAAUGUGUGAACAUCAACUGUCUGUCUGUUUCAGACAAACAGACAGACAGACAGAGGAGAGAAUGAUGGACUGAUGGUGAAGACGGUGACAGAAUGUACUUGUCUUUUUAUGGUGGAAUUUUGGGGAAUCUGAACUCAGAGUCUCAGCGUGUGGAACAGAGAACACCAUGCGCUACAUGACUCACAGGACCCGCUUCUGUAAACAAACAAACAAACAAAUAAACAUUCACAGCGUCUCACACACAGCAAAAAUUACAAA
Pygocentrus nattereri (red-bellied piranha) is the source of this 2666-nucleotide messenger RNA. It is a transcript of the gene gnas, whose product is annotated as GNAS complex locus. Gene Ontology annotation, molecular function: GTPase activity; G-protein beta/gamma-subunit complex binding; ionotropic glutamate receptor binding. The transcript is spliced from 12 exons. Gene Ontology annotation, biological process: adenylate cyclase-activating dopamine receptor signaling pathway; sensory perception of chemical stimulus. Bases 1120 to 2259 code for a protein of 379 amino acids. Lineage: Eukaryota; Metazoa; Chordata; Actinopteri; Characiformes; Serrasalmidae. Gene Ontology annotation, cellular component: heterotrimeric G-protein complex. The record is from RefSeq and is a predicted model, not a curated record.